Molecule: messenger RNA, 4155 nt
Organism: Paramacrobiotus metropolitanus
Lineage: Eukaryota; Metazoa; Tardigrada; Eutardigrada; Parachela; Macrobiotidae
Product: SKI2 subunit of superkiller complex protein-like
Exons: 12
Coding region: 176-3970 (1264 amino acids)
Biological process (GO): nuclear-transcribed mRNA catabolic process, 3'-5' exonucleolytic nonsense-mediated decay
Cellular component (GO): Ski complex
Molecular function (GO): RNA helicase activity; nucleic acid binding; ATP binding
Source: RefSeq, a predicted model, not a curated record
CUGCUUGUGAUUUUCGUUUCUCCUCCUGUUUAUAAUCAGUAAUCUAAUAAAACUUACUUUUAAAUUUUUAUUGUAGCAGCUGUAUCGAUAAAACGCAAACGUUGCGCGUAUAGCAGAUGUUAGAAACCGCAAUACCAACAAAGUCAGGCAGACCACCUGAGACCAUCCAUCAUCCAUGGACGCAGAGCUGGAGCGAACCCUGCGCCUGGCCGUGGCGCACAGGCAGUUUAGUGAUUCCUUGGAUGCUGAAUUCUCACCCGACCCACCCGCCCUGCAGCUGCCAUAUCUGGGUCAGAGCCGCAUCCCUGACAUCUCUCUCCUACAACUCCGUCAGCAUGUUCCAGCAGCCAGCUCGUCCGACACAGAGGAAGUGCUGCGCAUCCGUCAGCACAUUCAGCAGAUGGACGCCACAACCCUCGCCCGCUUGGAAGCGCGUCUCCAGCCCGAGGAGAUCAUGCGUGAGUACCUGACCCUGCCGCAGCUGCAGCAGGCGACGGUGCUGGAGGAUGAGCCGCCGGAUGUGCAUCACGCAUGGAGUUAUCCGCCGCUGGAUUUCGAGAUGGUCCUCGAACGCGAUCCCUUCAACCGGAAUCCCGCUGCAUGGCGCGAGAUUGACACAAAUGGGAUGGAAAUGAACAGUCGCAACUCCGCUGAUUUCCGGCGAGAACCAACUCAACCCGGAGAGAAUUACCUUUUCGGAAGUGUAACGCAGAUGCCGUUUGUUCCCGGAGGCAUGGAGAGUGCGUUUAGCGAGAUUGACAGGUUCGCACUUCCGUCCCAGGAAAUGCUUGAAGAAGGCCGAGAAUAUUUGAAAAAUUUCGAUAAACUACCACAGUGUCCACCAGAAUUUGCUGAUAACGAGGAAUUCUUUUUUAACGCUUCGGAAUCUGCUUUUGCUAAACUGCCUUUCAUUAAUGGACUGAACGACCUGUUGAGUGAAAAGGAACUGGAUUUACUGAAAAAGUGGCAGGCCGUCCAGCCAGUCACUGGCGCGAAUAAGGUAGCAGAUGAGCGGUUGUGGAAAGACAUGCGCAGUCUGCUGGAAUUGGCCGGUUAUGGAGAAAUAUACAGUGAGCUCUUCGCUGACGAUGAGCUGGAUGGAUUGGAUGGAUCCCAUUCGGCUUUGCGAAUUUCUUCUGCUACCGAUUUGAAGAACAUCAAAUCGUGGGCUGUAAAAGUCGACGUUGGCAUUCCUAUUCCGGACUUUGCCGCCAAAAUGCCUAAUAUGGCUCAUAAAUAUCCCUUUGAAUUGGAUAUUUUCCAAAAGCAAGCUGUGCUACAUCUGGAAAACCACGACAGCGUCUUUGUGGCAGCCCACACUUCCGCCGGUAAAACAGUAGUGGCCGAGUACGCCAUCGCUUUGAGCUUGCGCGCCAAAACACGCUGCGUGUACACGUCGCCCAUCAAAGCCUUAUCCAACCAGAAGUACCGCGACUUCAAGAGCACUUUCCACGAUGUUGGUCUGCUGACCGGCGACGUGCAGAUCGAGCCAAACUCCCACUGUCUGGUUAUGACCACUGAGAUCCUGCGCUCCAUGCUGUACCGUGGAUCGGAGAUUGUCCGCGACCUGGACUGGGUUAUCUUCGACGAAGUGCACUAUGUCAAUGAUGCCGAGCGGGGCGUAGUAUGGGAAGAGAUUCUAAUUAUGUUGCCGGCGCAGGUGGGCAUCGUGAUGCUCAGUGCGACGGUGCCAAAUGCCAUGGAGUUUGCCGACUGGAUCGGUCGCAUCAAACAGCGUAAAAUUUACGUGAUUAGCACCACGAAGCGCCCGGUGCCGCUGGAGCAUCAUCUCUUCGUCUGCGUGGGCAGCAAAACGAUUGACAAGGAUCUGGUGAUUGUCAGCACCAGAGGGGAGAUGCUGACGAAAAACCACUCGGAAGCAGUUGGCAUCCAGAAGGAGUACGAAAAGAAGAACAACAUCAAGAUGGGCUUGUCGCUCAGCGAGCGCCUGCCACCCAAACAAGACAAGACUGUCUGGCUAGCCUUUAUGGACUUUGUCCAACAGAAAGAACUCAUGCCGGUUAUUGCUUUUGUCUUCUCACGCAAUCGCUGUGAUCAACUGGGAGACAUGCUCAGUUCCUUGGAUUUGACCAGUCAGUCAGAGAAGCACACAAUAGUGACUUUCUUCCGGAAAGCCACAUCUCGUCUGAACGAAAGCGACCGAAAGCUACCGCAGAUUCUGCGCCUGGAGUAUUACCUGGAAAGAGGCGUCGGUGUGCAUCACAGCGGCAUUCUGCCCAUUAUGAAAGAGGCUGUGGAGAUGCUCUUCCAACAAGGUCUUGUAAAGAUCUUACUGGCGACGGAGACAUUCGCCAUGGGCGUCAAUAUGCCGGCGCGGAGUGUGGUUUUCGACAGCAUCCGCAAACACGACGGCACCGAAUUUCGCGAUCUGCACCCCGGUGAGUACAUUCAGAUGUCGGGACGGGCCGGUCGGCGCGGUCUGGACAAGACGGGGACGGUGUACAUUCUGUGCAAGAUGGCACGCAUCCCCGAUAGCUCCAAACUCAACCACAUGAUCCUGGGCGUGCCCAUGAAACUGCACUCGCAGUUCCGGCUGACUUACGGGAUGAUUCUGCAGCUGCUGCGCAUCGGCACAAUUUCUAUCAUGGAUGUGAUGAAGCGCAGCUUUUCAGAGCACAGUAAUGCCAGCCGCAACCCCGAGCAGGAAGAGCAGUUGGCCCAGUUGAUCGGUCAGGCCAAUCAGAUGGUGGAGCUGGAGUGUGCGGUUUGUAAAGCUGAUAUUGGAAAUUAUUGCCGGACAUUUGACAAUUGUCGUGCACUGCGGAAAAAGCUGAAUACUGUUCUUCUCAGUCCGGACAACCGUCUGCUGGCACCCGGCCGCGUGGUUACCACGAAUGCCGACAUCCAUCGUCCGCCCAGCGCCGGCAUCAUUGUCUCAGCACCCUCUCGUACACCGCAAUCGGAACGAUACUUUAGAGUGCUUGAAUUCAGUGGCUUGGAGGUGGGUAGUGUAGUGGCGGAUGUUAGACGACUGGCGUGCGGGGAGAUCCAUCAAGUUAUGAAUGCCACGGUCAAAGCCGAAACCGAGCGGAUCAUGUCCGAAGCGGAAGCGGCCAAAACAUCGAACAAAGCCAAAAAAUCGUUUCAGGAGGUGAUCGAAAAGGUUGCUUCGCAGAUUUCUGGGUUAAAAAAACUUGAACCACUGAGCCCUAACAAAGACUUCAAGCUGACCGAUAUGCAAUUUAUUGAGCAAUGGGAAGAGAUGCUGGCGCUGGAAUCAACAUUGAACUAUUUCGACUGCCGUAAAUGCCCGGAUUUCUAUAAGCAUGUGGAGCAAGAAAAACACCGCCUGGACAUCGUGGAUCAGAUUGCCCAGCUGCGCCACCUGCUUUCAAAUGAUAGUCUGCGUUUCCUCCCCGAAUACCAGCAGCGCCUGGACGUACUGCACCGUUUGCAGUAUGUCCUGCCCGACUUGAGUAUUACCGUCCGUGGGCGAGUAGCUUGCGAGAUAUCCACCACCGAGCACGAUCUCCUCAUGGCCGAAUGCGUCUUCCAUAAUAUCUUUACCGAUCGCCAGCCAGCGGAGAUCGUGGCUCUCCUCUCCGGACUGGUCUUCCAAGGAAAAGUGGACGCCGAGAUUGUCCUACCACCGGGACUGAGCGACGGAGUCGAGGCUAUGCGCAGUGUGGCGCUGGAAAUCGGACAAGCGCAGCGAGAGGCCGGGAUGAAGGAGGCCGUGAGCUAUGUGGCCGAUGCCAUGAAUUUCGGGCUGGCUGAGGUAGUGUGGCAGUGGUGUCUGGGGAUGCCGUUUGUGGAAAUCACCGGUUUGACUGAGGUGCAGGAGGGAAUUAUUGUCCGCACCAUGACCCGACUAGAUGAGGUUUGCCGGGAUGUCAAAGCCGCCGCCAAGGUCACCGGAAAUUCCAGAUUAAUGAGCAAGAUGGAGGAAGCACAAAAAGCCCUGAAAAGGGAUAUCGCGUUCGUGGGCAGUCUGUACACUACCGAUUGAACGUUCUUUCAUUUAAUUUUUAUUUGGUUUUUGUUUCGGCACAUAGAAAUUUUAACUGUUGACUUUUGAGAUAAAUUAGAGUCCAUCCAUGCAUAACAAAAUUCCCAAACCCGUGAUAACUGUUAAUAAAAGUGUAAAACCAGAUUCUGAAGAAAAUAUAAACAACUGGAAAAGUAUAUACAGCA